This is a messenger RNA of Puntigrus tetrazona (Sumatra barb), 1348 nucleotides long. RefSeq names its product polymeric immunoglobulin receptor-like. The coding region runs from base 19 to 651 and encodes 210 amino acids. The transcript has 5 exons. The record is from RefSeq and is a predicted model, not a curated record. Gene Ontology annotation, cellular component: external side of plasma membrane. NCBI's taxonomy places the organism in Eukaryota, Metazoa, Chordata, Actinopteri, Cypriniformes, Cyprinidae. Gene Ontology annotation, biological process: cellular response to lipopolysaccharide; immune response; positive regulation of T cell proliferation.
GACCACCACAGUAUAAAGAUGGCAUAUACAAAUAUGUGGAUAUUUUUAAACAUCCUGACUUCUCUGCACUACCUCACGAAAGCCUGUACUCCAUCAUACAGCGAUUCGAUACAGAUAACAGCUUUCUCAGGAGGGUCUGUGCUGCUGCCCUGCUCCUGUACCGACCCACAGGACAAGCCCAAAAGCGUCUUCUGGGAAUCCAACAGCAAAAGAGCUUCUAAAGAUCGCAUUUAUACCGAUAUAUAUAGUGUGUUUGAGCUGUACAGUGGCAGAAUUACACUGUUUAAUCAGACUUCACCUGGAAACGUCUCGCUGCUUCUGUCAGACCUGACCAAAGAUGAUCAGGGAUCGUAUGUCUGUUUGUUAGAUAAAACAUCCAGAUUCUAUAAUGUCACCAUCGAAGAGAGAUGUGUAGAUACAGCAUCUUCUAAACCGAGUCUCAGCAGUGUGUGGAUCUUUGUGCUGUUCAUUGUAAUAUCAGCAGGAGGAGCCGCUGCCAUUUGCUCCAUUAGAGCUCACAGAAAAGCAAAAACAGAGUCUGGAGAAAUAAAUGGAGAAAACAAUUUGGACGAUUCAACAUACUGUACUCUGCAGAAAAAAUAUGAUGCUGAGGAAAUGUAUGGAACUAUCGGGAACAGAUCAAAGCAAUAGUAGAAUGUCAGGUUUGCUGUGAAAUUUGCCUUAAUAAACCCUGUUUGCAACUCAACAUUAAAUAACUAAUUGAUUGUUUAAAAAAGCAUUUGCUAAAUACACACAUGUGAAUGUUACGCUUCUGUUAUAUUGUACAUUUACGCAUUUAUACAAUUCCAGACAUUCACUGAGUAUUUCUGUUGACAGAACAAGAAGUCAUGUUGUAUUGCAUUAUUUUUUUUACGUUCUCUUGGCGUCAUUUAGGUCUAUUACAAUAUUAUCAUGUCCAAAAUUAAAAAGGAAAGCACAUUCCUUACGUUAGUUAAUUUAUGUUAGGUAUUUAUCUGCUUUACAAACAUCUGAUUUACAAACAAACAAAACAUGAUUAGCCAUGGUAUCAUUUCAUACAGCAGGUUUGGUCUCUAAAAAAAAAGGCCUGCCCUCGGAGGCGUGGCGGAAUAAACAUUCCUAAGCAUGCAGAGCAUUGCGCUAUAGCUUCUACUUCUCACAGUGACAAGCAGCAUUUCAACUAGUUUAAAACUCACAAAAUGGCAGAGGCAGCUAGAUGUGUAAGUAUGAAUUCUUGACUAUUCAUAUUUAUAUUUAACAUUUCGACUCAAAACUCAAAAUGGAAACAUAUUUUUGUUUGAAUUUUAUUUACGUUUUAAUUGAACGUUGUAAAUAAAUGAAACAUCGCACAGUCACAAUUUUGUCCAAG